AUGGAUUCCCUAGGAGAUGGGAACCACACUGCAGUGACAGAGUUCAUUUUACUGGGCUUAACAAAUGACCCAGUCCUUCGAAUCAUCCUCUUCAUGAUCAUCCUAUGUAUCUACCUGGUGACCAUAUCUGGCAAUCUCAGCACAAUCAUUCUUAUCAGAAUCUCUUCUCAGCUCCACCAUCCCAUGUACUUUUUCCUGAGCCACUUGGCCUUUGCUGACAUGGGUUCUUCAUCUUCUGUCUCACCCAAUAUGCUUAUAAACUUCCUGGUGGAGACAAAUACCAUCUCCUAUCAUGGAUGUGCCAUGCAGCUUAGUUCAGCUGGUUUCUUUGGGACAGCUGAGUGCUUCAUUCUGGCUGCCAUGGCAUAUGAUCGCUUCGUGGCAAUCUGCAACCCACUGCUUUAUUCCACCAAAAUGUCCACACAAGUCUGUGUUCAGUUACUUACAGUGGCUUAUAUUGGUGGUUUUCUCAAUGCUUCCUCCUUUACUAUUUCCUUCUAUUUUUUACUCUUCUGUGGACCAAAUCAAGUCAAUCAUUUUUUCUGUGAUUUUGCUCCUUUGGUUGAACUCUCCUGUUCUCACAUCAGUAUCCCCACAACUAUCCCCUCAUUUACGGCUGGCUCCAUCAUUGUGGUCACAGUGACUAUCAUAGCCAUCUCCUACAUCUACAUCCUCAUCACCAUCCUGAAGAUGCGCUCCACUGAGGGGCGCCACAAGGCCUUCUCCACCUGCACGUCCCACCUCACAGCGGUCACUCUGUUCUUUGGCACCACCACAUUCAUUUAUGUGAUGCCCAAGUCCAGCUACUCAACUGACCAGAACAAGGUGGUGUCUGUGUUCUACAUGGUGGUGAUCCCCAUGCUUAACCCCCUUAUCUACAGUCUCAGAAACAAUGAGAUUAAGAGGGCUCUGAAGAGAGAGCUUGGCAGAAAAAUAAUUUCUUAG
Vicugna pacos (alpaca) is the source of this 945-nucleotide messenger RNA. RefSeq names its product olfactory receptor 5P6-like. Gene Ontology annotation, biological process: G protein-coupled receptor signaling pathway. The record is from RefSeq and is a predicted model, not a curated record. NCBI's taxonomy places the organism in Eukaryota, Metazoa, Chordata, Mammalia, Artiodactyla, Camelidae. Gene Ontology annotation, molecular function: olfactory receptor activity; G protein-coupled receptor activity. Gene Ontology annotation, cellular component: membrane.